CUCGAAAGUGUCAGCAAUCAACUGGCAGUAGACGACCUAAAGACCAUGGAGAGAGGAGUACCAGAGACGACAUUGUACAUAUUGGACCACGAGGGCUUACAGGCUGUUUCAAUGAGUGGGCAUGAGGGUGUAAGCGAAGCGCCGCUUUUGGUUGAGGACCUUGUGGACAAUGACGUAGAUCUAGAUGCUGAUGAUGACGACAUUGACGUGGACUGCGAUUCGUUUGAGUCGAUGGAGACGAUAUCGGACAACGUUUCAAUUUGGAUGGAUGGCGAAAAGCAUUGGGUAUCUGGGGUCGAUGCGAAUACAACGUGUGCGGAUCUGAUCAGUGCCCUCCUCAGCUUUCAAGAGCUGGAGCAGCAGCACAAGUGCUCCGAAAUGUCGUUGGCAAUUACACAAGAGUACGUGAUUGUAAAGCAACUUCGUCACUACGAGGAGUAUCUGGACGGUGGUGCACGAGUUUUUGAUGUGCUGCCGGCACGUCAUACGCUGGCCAGAAAAGAGUGCGAGCUGCUGCUGCGACAUUUGGGGGCACUGCCACUGGGACAGCCAAAGACAACAGUGACAGCGUCAACAGAAGUGGCAACAGCUUCACCCUCUCCGAACAGCAACAAUAAAGUAUCCUCAUUGCUAUCUACGGAUAAGGACAGCGGCAUGGGCAGCCCGAUGGGCAGCUCGCGAAGCGCACGUUUUCGACGACGUGGUAAGCACAGAGCAGCGACAGGGGCGAGGAACAGCCAGAUACAGCAAAAUCAGCGCCAGGAACAGACGCUACAGCCACAGCAAACUCGCUAUAAUGCAUGUCCAAAUGAACGCCUAAUGAAAAUUAUUUUGGCGCAGGACGAAACCAUACACAGGCAGUUGUCCUUGUUGCGCGAGAAGGAACGACAAAUCUUGAAAAUUGAAGAGGAAAAACAUCGUGUACGCGAACGUGAGCUGGGUAAAAAUUAUCUGCUCGAGACAUAUUUGAAUGCUCUGGAUGAGGCGGAGUACGCCAAUCUGAAUGCACAAGCGAUUGAUGCGAAAGCGCCUCGAGCCACAUUGACGAUGACGGCGACGCCUACGACGCCCGUGACGAGAAGACUACAGGCGGGAGAUACAGAUUUCUCUGGUGUUGCGCAUGGAGAGCUAGGAGCUCACAUUUUUAUAGAUGAGCCCUCCAUGCCACAACCCCAGAUGGAAAUGGGGGCGGUCACAGCUGCAGAAAGUACUGCCAUACCUGGGGGACUAGAGCUGCAACCGCUUCGUAGUGGAUGCGCCACCGGAAAUGCGUUCGUUGCACACAAUGGGGCCGCACCAACGGCGGCAGUAUCCGGAAAUGAGGCAAUGGCGGACGUCGAUGCCGCCAUCGCAGACGAUUUACAAAUAUAUUGGCUGGAAAAGAUAUAUGCAGUGAAUAAGCAACUGCAACGGGAUGAAGAACUGUUGCUGCGAUUGCAUGCCAAGGUGCGCAAGCAUCAGCUUAAGCGGGCCUAUCAGACCAAGAGUGAGGUCCUGCAGCAAAUCGACAAGCUCGACUCAGAGCUUGCAGCACAAGUGGCCGAUAUACAUGGCGUGGAACGCAAACUCCUGACGGCCAACGAACAGCUGAAGGCUAAACUGGGAGUUCUGGAGUUCCUCAGUCGUGAGUUCGUUGAUAAUUUGGAGCAGGACGACGUGAUUGAGACUCAGGUCGACAGUACCAAGUUGUUGGCAUCCAACCAAAUGAACUCAGCGCGAGACUUGCAGGACUUGCGCCAGUUAAUCGCAAAACCAACCCCAACACCUCAAGGGCAACCAACACAUCCAGAUAGUCCUGUGGAUGCAACACACCAAAGCCAAAACAAUGAGAACACCACGAAGCAACGUCAGCUGCAGGAGCAAAUUAUUAUUGAUAAGAACACACAUGCGCCGCAGUUGGCCGACGCCAAGAAUGUGAAGAAACAAAUGUUUACGGCGACACAAAGUGUGGCGACAUCAACAAGAGCGACGGCAGCACCAAUUGUGCCGACCAUCAGUAAGCCUACAACAAAACUGCAACAGUGUCAUCCAAACGCCGUGGCGCCUCUAUUAUUGUCAGUCCCACAGCAGCCUCACCAACACCGUGAAUCCGCCGCCGCGCUCUCCGUUGGCCAUUGUGCAAAGCCGCCGAUGCCUUUGGCCGGGUUCCUGCCAAGGUCGGAGUUCACGGAUAUCACCACUCUGGGCACGCUCGUGUGA
This is a messenger RNA of Scaptodrosophila lebanonensis, 2199 nucleotides long. RefSeq lists its product as uncharacterized. The transcript is spliced from 6 exons. The record is from RefSeq and is a predicted model, not a curated record. Bases 46 to 2199 code for a protein of 717 amino acids. NCBI's taxonomy places the organism in Eukaryota, Metazoa, Arthropoda, Insecta, Diptera, Drosophilidae.